Molecule: messenger RNA, 166 nt
Organism: Racocetra persica
Lineage: Eukaryota; Fungi; Glomeromycota; Glomeromycetes; Diversisporales; Gigasporaceae
Source: the annotation of a GenBank genome assembly
UCUCAGUAGCUCCAAGCCUGAAGGUUCCCCCACCACCGUUACUGUACGAAAAUGACCCAACUGCUAAAAUAAUUGAUCUAUAUCUUGCUCCGGAUGUGGCAACUGAGAUCAGUAACGCUGAUGCUGAAAUCGCCCUAGAAAGUUUAAUUAACGGUUAUAUAGAAAC